Molecule: messenger RNA, 346 nt
Organism: Brassica napus (rape)
Lineage: Eukaryota; Viridiplantae; Streptophyta; Magnoliopsida; Brassicales; Brassicaceae
Product: mitochondrial import receptor subunit TOM5 homolog
Exons: 2
Coding region: 98-262 (54 amino acids)
Cellular component (GO): mitochondrial outer membrane translocase complex; mitochondrion
Source: RefSeq, a predicted model, not a curated record
AGAGUUAGUUAAUAGAUGCUUUGAAGUGACGUAAUUGAAUUCACGAUCCCAAAUCGAAAGAAGACGAUCAAGGUUCCGAUCUUUUUAGUAGGCAACAAUGGUGAAGAAUGUUAUCUCAAUGGAUCAGCUGAAAGCUUUAUGGCACUCUGAGGUUCACAAUGAACAAAGAUGGGCUGCUAACAUGAAACUUGUCAGAGCACUUGGGGUGUUUGCAGGAGGAGUCUUCCUCAUGCGUAGCUAUGGUGAUCUCAUGGCUGUCUGAAGACACUGAUAACAAUGGAGUAGCAUGUCUUAGUUUUUUUCACUUUCUCGACUUUUGUACUUGUUUAAGCUCUCUCUCUCUCUC